This is a messenger RNA of Coregonus clupeaformis (lake whitefish), 2948 nucleotides long. RefSeq names its product sodium/potassium-transporting ATPase subunit beta-233. NCBI's taxonomy places the organism in Eukaryota, Metazoa, Chordata, Actinopteri, Salmoniformes, Salmonidae. Gene Ontology annotation, cellular component: sodium:potassium-exchanging ATPase complex. Gene Ontology annotation, molecular function: ATPase activator activity. Gene Ontology annotation, biological process: intracellular potassium ion homeostasis; intracellular sodium ion homeostasis; sodium ion export across plasma membrane. Bases 195 to 1109 code for a protein of 304 amino acids. The record is from RefSeq and is a predicted model, not a curated record. The transcript is spliced from 6 exons.
UCUUUGUAGGUAACUUAUUACAAGAGUUUGCGGGCGGAGUCGGUUACGGUGAGAGAUCAAUUGUGUGGGGUACAAUAGGGAGAGCCGGGUACGACGCUGUCCUUUACUAUUCUGUACAGGGGACAGUUUGGGAAUCUGGUACCUAAGCCCAUUAGAGCACAUUAAUUGAAAAGGGAAAUUAAAAAGCAAAAAAUAUGUCGGCAAAUAAAGAUGGAGACGGAGGAUGGAAGAGCUUUCUGUGGAAUUCGGAGAGGAAGGAAUUUCUAGGACGCACGGGUGGCAGUUGGUUUAAAAUCUUGUUGUUCUACCUGAUCUUCUAUGGAUGCUUGGCUGGGAUUUUCAUUGGGACCAUCCAGGCCCUGCUGCUAACCCUUAGUAACUAUAAACCCACCUACCAGGACAGAGUCGCCCCACCAGGUCUGUCACACACCCCACGCUCUGAAAAGUUUGAGAUCUCUUACGAUAUCAACAAUGUGGAGACGUAUCUGAAGUACACCAAGAGCAUCAAGGAGUUCCUGGAGAUGUACAAUGAGGAGAAGCAGAGUGACCAGAUGAAGUACGAAAACUGUGGAGAAUUACCUGCUACGUACCUGAACCGUGGCGAGCUGGAGAGCGACGUUGGAGUGAGGAAGGCCUGCAGGUUCCACCGGACCUGGCUGGGACCCUGCUCUGGUCUGGAUGGUCAGGAUGAAACCUUCGGCUUCAAGGACGGGAAACCCUGCCUGAUCGCCAAGCUCAACAGGAUCGUCAACUUCAGACCAAGGCCUCCAACCAACAAUGCCUCCGUCCCUGAAGCCGGCCAGAUCAGAGUCCAGCCCAACGUAAUCCCCAUCCACUGUCAGAACAAGAGAGAGGAGGACGCUAGCAUGAUUGGUGAGAUCAAGUACUAUGGCAUGGGCAUGGGGUUCCCCCUCCAGUACUACCCCUACUACGGCAAGCUGCUGCACCCCCAGUACCUGCAGCCCCUGGUGGCCAUCCAGUUCACCAACCUCACCUUCAACCAGGAGCUGCGUCUCGAGUGCAAAGUAUACGGAGCCAACAUCGACUACAGCGAGAAAGAUCGCUACCAAGGACGCUUUGACGUUAAGUUCACUAUCACCAAUUUAUGACCUCAGCUAUGAAAAAAUAGCACUUUUCUCUGCCCCCCCUAUUUCAAAACAAGUUGAUUUGGAGAAAUAAAGGAGAAGAAGAAGAAAGAAAAAAAAGAGUUCAAUUGAAACACGACUAGUCUUGGAACAAACUUUCAUAAUAUACGGGACCUACACUUAAUCUGUGUGCUUUAAACUGGCUUUUCUGCAUCAUGUCUAGGGUUAAAAUGUACAUUACACUGGCUUUUCUGCAUCAUGUCUAGGGUUAGAAUGUACAUUACACUGGCUUUUCUGCAUCAUGUCUAGGGUUAGAAUGUACAUUACACUGGCUUUUCUGCAUCAUGUCUAGGGUUAGAAUGUACAUUACAGGAAGAGUAGCAAUAGCAAAAUAUUUAUUCUACUGUAAAUGAGAAUAGUCCUUGAGCCAUGGGGACAUGUUCAUCUAUUACUGUAAAUAGCAAUUCCACUACUGAGAUGUAGCGAGCGGUGUUUCAGUGUGUCCCCUAAGUAUUCUGCCUAAUGUGGUUUUCUAGAUAUUUUUGGAAUGUCCAGUGCAGUAGCGGCAUAGCGGUCCUUUCCAAGCCAUGUUUGUAAUUUCCGUUGUCUUAUGUCAGUAAGCUUUAGUGGUCCAAGGUGUGCGUAUUUAAGUGUUGUGUUUCUGUGUUGUGUGUUUUUUGUGUUAAUGUGAGCGUGUUAAUGUACUCUUACUAACUGAAAAUACUGGCAUGGUAUGCUCUGAUCUCUCUCUAGGUCUGAUCUCUCUCUAGGUCUGUGUGUGUGACUGAUCUCUCUCUAGGACUGAGUGAUCGCUCUCUAGGUCUGAUCUCUCUCUAGGUCCGUGUGUGAGUGAUCUCUCUCUCUAGGUCUGAUCUCUCUCUAGGUCUGUGUGAGUGAUCGCUCUCUAGGUCUGAUCUCUCUCUAGGUCUGUGUGUGAGUGAUCUCUCUCUCUAGGUCUGAUCUCUCUCUAGGUCUGUGUGUGAGUGAUCUCGCUCUCUAGGUCUGAUCUCUCUCUAGGUCCGUGUGUGAGUGAUCUCUCUCUCUAGGUCUGAUCUCUCUCUAGGUCCGUGUGUGAGUGAUCUCUCUCUCUAGGUCUGAUCUCUCUCUAGGUCCGUGUGUGAGUGAUCUCUCUCUCUAGGUCUGAUCUCUCUCUAGGUCCGUGUGUGAGUGAUCUCUCUCUCUAGGUCUGAUCUCUCUCUAGGUCCGUGUGUGAGUGAUCUCUCUCUCUAGGUCCGUGUGUGAGUGAUCUCUCUCUCUAGGUCUGAUCUCUCUCUAGGUCUGUGUGAGUGAUCUCUCUCUAGGAAUGUCAGUAAAUGGCUGCACACCCUGGAAUGCUUUCCCUUCAUGUAUUUUUCAGUUGAUUGUGAGAAUAUUUCUUCUACAUUUCAAUCACCUUUAAUAUGGGACAGAGGGUUUAAUGACAUUUCUGUUUGAUGCUUCUCGUCCUCCUCUCUCUGUAGUCUAGAGCUAGCUGUGCUCUGUGUCCAGCGGCAGGCAGGGGAGACUAGCUGCCUUCCUCCUUCAUGGAAACACUGACAGCAACUCAGUGCUUUUAAAACAAACUAUUUUGAUUUUUUUUGCUGGAGACGUCACAUGUGGUGUAACUUUCUAAUGAAUGUUUUAGCCAUUUUCAUGGUGGAAGAAUUUUAUAUUUAUGCAAGUUGUAAAAAAAUAAAUACAGGAAAAGGUCUAAUGUAUGAAUCCAAUGCCAAAGUCGCUGGUCAAAGGUUAGAAUAUCAGAAGCAAUGCAGUACCCCAUGUAAUAGGAUGUUUUGUUGGUGUAAAAGUGAUUAAAUGUUGAACAUCCAAACACAUUUUAUUGAAUCAAGGUAAGACCUAAAGACAAAUAAAUUGAGAAAUGUA